Molecule: messenger RNA, 2124 nt
Organism: Osmerus eperlanus (European smelt)
Lineage: Eukaryota; Metazoa; Chordata; Actinopteri; Osmeriformes; Osmeridae
Product: protein jagged-2-like
Biological process (GO): Notch signaling pathway; multicellular organism development; cell communication
Cellular component (GO): membrane
Molecular function (GO): calcium ion binding; Notch binding
Source: RefSeq, a predicted model, not a curated record
GUUUGUUUAGCUGCCAAUCAAAGAACCAUCCCCAGGCUUGUCUUCAGUGCUGAAACGGAUAGCUUUCCUUGCUGUUGAGUGAUUCGAACGGUGGGGGAAAGUCGUGUGUCUGGACCAGCAGUGCGCUCGCUGCCUCGGCUGUCCACUAAUACGCAUCUUAUGUUUCUUUCUCAUUCGGAAAGAGAGUACGGGAAUUGAUCACGCUUUCGUAUCGUGCAUGCCAGAAGACCAGGAUACACUCGCCGGUCAACGGCUGUUUUUAAAAGAUAAAGACAUUUUUCCCUAAUGGUAGCCUACACUAAUCAAACGAAGUCAUGUGGAAUUGUAUGGGGAAUUUGCAUUGCUUCUCAAUAGUAUUUCUGCUGCUGACGUUGUGGACUGAGGUGUCCCAGGCCUCGGGUUAUUUCGAGCUCCAGUUGAUUGCCGUACAGAACGCAAACGGUGAACUGUCGGACGGGGAUUGCUGCGAUGGCGAAAGGAACGCUCAAGAUCUCAGCUGCAACCGGGAUGAAUGUGAUACCUACUUUAGAGUGUGUUUAAAGGAAUACCAAACUGAGGUCACGACCACGGGCUUGUGCACCUACGGAAAGGGAUCUACUAACGUUAUCGGUGGGAAUACCUUUCAACUCAAGAGCGCCAAGAACAACCAAAACCGUAUCAGUGAUGCUGGAAAGAUUGUCAUUGCAUUCGGGUUUGCUUGGCCGAGGGCGUACACUCUGAUAGUGGAGGCGUGGGACUGGGAUAAUAGCACACACAGCAACAGCGAUGAGGACCUGCUUAUUGAGCGGAGCGUCCGCAAAGGGAUGAUCAACCCCGGAGACGAGCGGCAGACCAUCCAGCACAACGGGGCCACGGCCGGCUUCGAGUACAGCAUCCGCGUGCGCUGCGACGACAACUACUACGGCAGCAAGUGCAACAAGCAGUGCAGGCCGCGCGACGACUACUUUGGCCACUACGUGUGCGACCAGUUGGGGAACAGAGGCUGCAUGGAGGGCUGGAUGGGGCCCGACUGCAAGACCGCUAUCUGCAAGCAAGGCUGCAACCUGCUCCACGGAGGGUGCAGCGUCCCUGGAGAGUGCACGUGUAACUAUGGUUGGCAGGGUCUGUUCUGUGACGAGUGCCUGCCGUACCCUGGCUGUGUCCAUGGCACCUGCAACAAGCCCUGGCAGUGUAGCUGUGAGAAGAACUGGGGAGGCCUGCUGUGUAACAAAGACCUGAACUACUGUGGAACGAACCGUCCGUGUAGGAACGGGGGGACGUGUAUGAACACGGAGCCAGACGAGUACAACUGUGCCUGUCCUGACGGCUACUCAGGCAAGAACUGCCAGAUAGCGGAGCACGCCUGCGUAUAACCCUGCGCUAACGGGGGAACCUGCCACGAGGUCCCCUCUGGGUUCGAGUGCCACUGUCCCUCUGGAUGGACGGGGCCUAGCUGUGCUAAAGACACGGACGAGUGUGCCUCUAACCCCUGUGCCCAGGGUGGCACCUGCAUCGACAUGGAGAACGGUUUUGAAUGCCUGUGCCCUCCGCAGUGGGCAGGGAAGACCUGCCAGAUAGGUACGCCAACCCAGCAGUGCUGUAGCUCUGUGACUGACGUGUCCUGGGGUGCAUAACUUUAAACACCGCAUGUUUUUGAAUUGCAUUACGUUUGGACUCAUAUGUCUUUAUUUGUGAAUGUCUGUUUUUACAUUUGUCCCCAGUAGUGAAUGCUGUGUUUUGAUCUCAUGCCAUGAAUUUCUGUGCUUGAGAAGCAUUUUAAUGUUUGUUUACCUCGUCCUGUUUUAGCGAGUGCUAUUACUGUGGAGAGUAGUCGUUUGAAAAGGGGGCUUGCACACUGAGAUAGCUGAAUAUGAUGGCAACCGGAGCCAGGUGACUUGAGUAAAGUUAUAAAUAACACCCAGCCUGGCAACUGCUGGUCUUGGGAGCAAAUAUACCCAGACAGGGGGGUUAUCUUUGGCUGCAGACUGAGGUAAAAGGGGUAUGUUUUCCACACAGGACCCCACCCCACUAAAGGGCGGUUCAGAGUAAAUGGUUUUCUAACCUGUGAACAUGCUAAGGCAAGGAGACAAUACUCUGGGCCUUGAGUUACGGAGUCCGUUAUCCUCAGAUACACGGUUCCCCUUU